This is a messenger RNA of Aspergillus tubingensis, 741 nucleotides long. Its product is annotated as SNARE domain protein. Lineage: Eukaryota; Fungi; Ascomycota; Eurotiomycetes; Eurotiales; Aspergillaceae. Gene Ontology annotation, molecular function: SNARE binding; SNAP receptor activity. Gene Ontology annotation, cellular component: endomembrane system; SNARE complex; membrane. The transcript has 3 exons. Gene Ontology annotation, biological process: Golgi to vacuole transport; vesicle fusion; intracellular protein transport. The record is from RefSeq and is a predicted model, not a curated record. Bases 1 to 741 code for a protein of 246 amino acids.
AUGGACCACACAGACCCCUUCCUCCAAGUCCAAGCCGACGUCCUCUCAACCCUCCAAUCCACACGACCUCUCUUCUCCUCCUAUCUCCGCAUUCGCUCCCUCGCCAAAUCGCCCAAUAACCCAGAGCUCCAACAAGCGCGCUCCGAGCUCGAGACCACCCUCACCGAUCUAACCGCGGACCUCGACGAUCUAGUCGAGAGUGUGCGUGCAAUCGAGCAAGAUCCAUAUCGAUUCGGUCUAGAACUGGAAGAAGUCCAGCGCCGACGAAUUCUCGUUAACGAUGUCGGCGCCGAGGUCGAGAAGAUGAGGGAGGAGUUGCAGAGGACGGUUACGGCUUCGAGUGGUGGGAAGGGCACGACUGGUGCGCUGCCGAACCCGGCUGACUUUGAUAAUGUCUUGUCGCCGUCGGCGGAGGAUCAGGGAGAUGAUUACUAUGCUGCGAUGGAGCAGCAACGACAGAUGGAGUUGAUGCACGAGCAAGAUGAGCAGUUGGAUGGGGUGUUUCGCACGGUGGGGAACCUGCGACAGCAGGCUGAUGAUAUGGGGAGAGAGUUGGAGGAACAGGGGGUCAUGAUAGAUGAGGUGGAUACGUUGGCCGACCGAGUGGGCGGCAAGUUACAGAAUGGCAUGUCAAGGCUGAAAUACAUCAUACGGAAGAAUGAGGAUACAAUGUCAUCCUUUUGCAUUGCCGUCCUCAUAUUCGUUUUGGUCCUCCUCCUCAUCCUGCUCAUUGUUCUUUAA